Prunus armeniaca (apricot) is the source of this 1230-nucleotide messenger RNA. The record is from the annotation of a GenBank genome assembly. Lineage: Eukaryota; Viridiplantae; Streptophyta; Magnoliopsida; Rosales; Rosaceae.
AUGGGUAGCAGCGAGAUGGAUAAACCUGCUAAAGAGAAAGAGAAGGAGUCGAAGACAACACCUGCUAGUACGCAGGAGCAGUCUGCGACCACUAGUGCUGGCACUGUUAAUCCUGACUGGUCGGGAUUUCAGGCAUAUUCUCCUAUACCUCCACAUGGUUUUUUGGCAUCAAGUCCUCAAGCUCACCCAUAUAUGUGGGGUGUUCAGCAUAUUAUGCCUCCAUAUGGUACCCCUCCACAUCCGUAUGUUGCCAUGUAUCCCCAUAGUGGUUUAUAUGCUCAUCCAUCCAUGCCUCCGGGAUCUUAUCCUUUUAGCCCUUUUGCUAUGCCUUCUCCAAAUGGUAUUGUAGAAGCUUCUGGUAACACACCUGGAAGCAUGGAAGCAGAUGGUAAGCCCUCUGAGGUGAAGGAAAAAUUACCCAUAAAAAGAUCAAAAGGAAGCUUGGGCAGUUUAAAUAUGAUUACAGGGAAGAAUAACGAGCCUGGGAAGACAUCAGGAGCCUCUGCUAAUGGAGUUCACUCUAAAAGUGCUGAGAGUGCCAGUGAGGGUACAAGUGAAGGAAGUGAUGCAAAUUCUCAGAGUGACUCACAACUCAAGUCAGGGGGCAGGCAAGAUUCUUUGGAAGGUGAUGCAUCUCAGAAUGGCAGCUCUGCACAUGGUUCACAGAAUGGAGCACCAAAUACUCAUACUAUGUUGAAUCAAACAAUGGCCAUCAUGCCAAUAACGGCUCCUGGUGCUCCUGGUGCUGUUCCUGGUCCUGCAACCAACUUAAAUAUUGGGAUGGACUAUUGGGGUGCUCCACCUUCUUCUGGUGUGCCUGCAAUGCGUGGGAAGGUUCCCACUACUCCAGUAACAGGAGGAUUAGUUACUGCUGGGUCUCGGGAUAGUGUUCAGUCACAGCUUUGGUUACAAGAUGAGAGAGAGCUUAAAAGACAGCGAAGAAAGCAGUCAAAUAGGGAAUCAGCUCGUCGAUCUAGGUUGCGCAAGCAGGCGGAAUGUGAUGAGCUGGCCCAGCGUGCUGAAGCAUUGAAAGAAGAGAAUGCCACUCUUAGAUCAGAAGUUAGCCGGAUAAGGAGCGAGUAUGAGCAGCUGCUCUCAGAGAAUGCAUCUCUGAAGGAGAAGCUUGGAGAAAUUCCUGGGCACGAAGAUCCAAGGUCUGCCAGAAGUGAGCAAAAAUUGAGCAAUGACACUAAACAGAUUGCACAAACAGAAGUGCAUGGGGGCCAGUAG